Gilbertella persicaria is the source of this 637-nucleotide messenger RNA. RefSeq lists its product as uncharacterized. Lineage: Eukaryota; Fungi; Mucoromycota; Mucoromycetes; Mucorales; Choanephoraceae. Bases 102 to 467 code for a protein of 121 amino acids. The transcript has 5 exons. The record is from RefSeq and is a predicted model, not a curated record.
GAACAAAGUAGAGAUUGGUCUAUUAACAGACUAUUUGGGACAGUACGGUAUUUCAUGGCAAAAUGCAUGGGAAGAAUGCUUGAAUGAUUUAGAUAACGGAAAUGGUCUUAUUCCUUUGCCUCUAUUUAGCGAUUAUCAGAAGAAUGACGCCUUUAGGAUUACAACUGUAUAAUACGCGUCGAUUAUUGAGUGAAGACAACCAAAGUGUAUUGGACGAUGAUGAAUAUUAUUACAGAAUUCAAGAAGAAGGCAUUUUACCUUCACAGCAUUUACGAGCUUGUUAUUCAUGUACUGUCACUGUUGCUAAUGGUUUAUUUUAUACAUUUUGGAAAGGCGUUGUUCAGAAUGGAUUGGAUCAAUUACACAGAGAAAGAUGUCAACAGGGUAUUCAAUGUGAGACACAAUGGCGUAGAGAAUCACACGCACAAAGAUUAAGUCAUAUUGAGAUUGACCAUCCUUAUCUAUAGUUCAUCACGCUCAACUUUUUUCUUUCUGAAUAAAGAAGGUGUCAUCAUUCUGUAAUUGCCUGUCCAUUUAGCAUAGUUGAGAUCCAUCAUUCUUCUCUCGAGUUCUUUAAGAUAAGGCAAUUGGUCUUCAUAAUGGUCCACUAGAAUAUGAGUAAAGAAAGUGUUUAAAG